Cinclus cinclus is the source of this 1869-nucleotide messenger RNA. It is a transcript of the gene SPAG16, whose product is annotated as sperm associated antigen 16. Gene Ontology annotation, molecular function: protein binding. Gene Ontology annotation, biological process: axoneme assembly. Gene Ontology annotation, cellular component: axonemal central apparatus. The record is from RefSeq and is a predicted model, not a curated record. The coding region runs from base 1 to 1869 and encodes 622 amino acids. The transcript is spliced from 16 exons. NCBI's taxonomy places the organism in Eukaryota, Metazoa, Chordata, Aves, Passeriformes, Cinclidae.
AUGGCGGAGGAGGCGGCGGCGGUCUCUGAGGCGGCGGUCUCUGAGGCGGCGUUCAGCCUGCAGAAUGAGGCUAAAGAUGAUUAUCAGUAUGAAGAGGUUUCAGCAGAUGAUGAGAUCAGUCUUCAUGAAGAUGAUGAGGAUCUGUCCAAAGCUUUGCAGACUCUUCAAGAGCAGACUGAAGAUGCCCAAAUUUUAGCUUUGCAGUCGGUUCUGACUUCUGAGAAAUCGGUAUCAGAAAUACCUCAAGCAAUGGAUGACUUCUUCUGCAAUUUCCUGGUCAGAUUGGGAAUGUCUAGAACCCUUGACUGCUUCCAGACUGAAUGGUAUGAACUCAUUGAGAGAGGUGUGCUCACAGUUGAGGAUGCUGGGCUGGUUCCAGAUGUGUACACCCGCAACCAGCAACUGGAGACUGAGAAUCUGAGCUUGAAGAAAGAUCUGGAAAACUACAAACACUCUCUCAAUAAAAGAGAAGAGGCUCUCCUAAAAAUGCAGAAAGAACGAGACUUCCAUCGAAUGCAUCAUAACCGAGUGGUCCAGGAGAAAAACAGGCUGAUUUCUGAUAUGAAAAGGCUGAAGGCACAUUAUGCAUCCUAUGAACCAAUGCUGAAGCAGCUGUCAGAAAAAUACCAGAAUUCACUGACACAGAAAAUGUUAACCAGUUUGGAGAGAGACAAAGCAAUGGGGCAGGUUACAGGUUUGCAGGUUGCGUUGGAAAGUUUAGAGUCUGGAUAUGCUAAGCAGAUCCCUGAGACAAAAGUAGGCCAUGAUUGUACGAGGAAGAAAGGAUUUGAAGGUCCCACCCAGAAAGCUCUUCGGGAAGCCAGGCAGCAAAAAUUCCUUGUUGUUGCAAGCUCUUCCUGUGGUCCAGAUGAAGAUGCAAAGAAGAUGGGCAGGAGAGAUCUAAAGGAUUCAGAGUUCCCUGUUGAUCCUGAAGGGAUCCCAUACUUGGAGCAGCCUAAAGAGCACACUCAGCCCCUGAGAUCUGGCCACUAUCAACUGAGCAGCAUUUUGAAGGUGCACGACUUCGCAGUGAGCUGCAUGGCUUUACACCCCCGAAAGAGCAUGGUGCUGAGCGGGGGCGACGACCGCCUGUGGAAGACGUGGGGCUUCCCCGAUGGCAGCAUCCUCCUGACGGGGGAAGGGCACACGGACUGGCUCUCGGGCUGCUGCUUCAGGCCCAGUGGCACCCAGCUGGUGACAUCGAGCGGGGACAGCACAGUGAGGAUCUGGGACCUGUCGAGGCGCGGCUGCAUCCUGACCCUGCGGGGCCAUGCCCGCGCCGUGCGGGGCUGCUCCUGGCACUCCUGUGGGGACUUCGUGGCCUCUGCCUCCAUGGAUGGCACCAGCAAAAUCUGGGAUGUUAACAGUGAGAGGUGCAGAUACACCCUGCGUGGCCACGAGGAGUCAGUGAACAGCAUCGAGUUCCUGCCCUUCUCCAGCACCGUCCUCACCAGCUCUGCUGACAAGACCUUGUCUCUCUGGGAUGUCAGAACAGGUCUCCGCGUUUACACAUUCCAGGGUCAUGUGCAUUCCUGUAAUCAUGCUACAUUCAACAAGAAGGGGGAUACCAUUGCUUCCUGCGACUCCUCGGGCGUGAUGAAGCUCUGGGACAUGCGGAAGUUGCUCCCUAUCCUGUCGAUCGACGCCGGUCCCCAUCCUGCCAACCAGGUCUCCUUUCAUCGCUCUGGUGGCCUGGUGGCUCUGGCCAGCAGCGAGGGCUCCGUGAAGGUGCUGUGCCUGGCCGUGGGCCAGCUUUCCAUCCUGCGUGGCCCUGGGGUUGAGGUGCGCUGUGUGCGCUUCCACGGCCAGGAUUACCUGCUGUCAGCGGGCGCCGAUGGCAGGGUUUGCAUCUGGACCUGGGCUCAGUGA